AAAUUGAAACUGUUUCUGUAAAAUCCUUGUCUCUUCCUCUGUUUUUGUCACCUCUCUUCUUCUCUUCCUUGUUCCUACACUCAAUCCCUCCUCCCGAACCUAUACAGAGAGAGUGAAACAGUGAAAAGAAGGGUCUCUGCUGGUUGUUUCAGAACCCUUAACGGAUCUCUCUCUCUUUCUUUCUCAAUCACUCUGUUUUUCUUAUCUCUUCCUUUCCUUCUAUAUCUCUCUCGUGACUUCUGGUGAAAUCAAAAAUAUCCCUUUCUCUUCUUUCAGUCUCAAUCACUAAUUCUUACUAUUCUCUGUACUUUUUUUUUUCAGUUCCGGAGUUAUGAAUUUUACCGGAGGUUUUUCUACUUAUUUAAGGAAUUAGACCCAUUUUUUUCCAUUCCCUUUCUCUCUGUUUAUCUGAUACAAAUAGGUGUGUGUAUUAUUAUUAGUCUCUUUAUCUACACUCAAUUUCAUACACACAAUAUUUCUAGAGGCUGAGAAUUCUUUUGGGGAUUUUCUGAAUUAGGGUUUCUUUCUUUUUAGAUUUUUUAGGUUUCGUUUUCGGUUUUUAUUUCCCUACUUUGAUAUUUUCACUCUUUAACUUACAGUACUAUAAAAGGGUUUUUAGGGUUUUACAGAAAUCCCAUUUCAUUUCAGUUUAGGUUUUUUUACUAAUAGAUUUCAUAGUUUUUUUUAGGAUUUAGGGUUCUAUUAGGUCUUGAAUUUCAUCCAAAUUUUGGGUCUUUCUCGAAGAUAUCUAUUCUAAUUUCUCUUUAAUUAUGUUUUUCUUAGGGUUUUAGCAAUUGGGAUUUUCUCAUUUAAAGAUCAGAGCUUUUUCUUCUUCUAGGGUUUUAGAAUUUGAAUUGAAUCCUCUGGUUUUGUUCCAAUUCUGUUUUGAAUUCGGGGAUUUCAGAAAUGUCUUCAUGUUUAAGUGGAGGUGGAGGAAGAACAUAUAGCAUAGAUCUUGAUAUAGUUAAAUCUCAGCAUUCUUCAUCUUCAACAAGAACUACUCAUUCAUCUUCAUCACCGUCAUCAACACUCUCUGAAUCAACAGAUUCACCAAUUAAAAUCUCGACGCGUAAACCACGUACACCGCGGAAACGUCCCAACCAAACAUACAAUGAAGCUGCUGCUUUACUCUCAACAGUUUACCCCAACAUUUUCUCAAUCAAAAACCUCAAGAAAUCAUUCAAACAUUCUAAACCUUGUCACUCAUUUUCCGAAGAAUCAUCGUCUGAAUUGCUCCCAUCAUUUCCUCCGUUCGGUACGUCUGAAUUCCUAAGUCAUCCGCCAAUGCUCCCUGAAAACCCCAAAAUUGAAGCAAAACCUAUUGAUUCUUCUGAUAUUCAGAGUCCUGAAUCUGGAUUGAAUUACUCAAACCAUACUAGUAAUGAAAUGUUUGAGAAUGAUUUCGAUGCGGAAUCUAUACUCGAUGAAGAAAUGGAAGAUUCGAGUAUUGGAAUUGACAGUAUUAUGGGCAAUCUUAGUGCUAUUCAUGUAAGUACUGAUGAUUCCUACAAUCCUCAUCAACAAUUCUACACUCCUUACUUGGGAUACGGCGGGUACGGGUUCGGAGGAAUAAGUGCAUUUAGACAAGUAGAUGAUGGAGAUUGGUGGAGAUUUCCUACUGUUGAUGUUAUGAACAUUUCGCCAAACAUUCUGCCGAAAUUGAGUCUUAAAGCAAUUACUUCAAGCACUCCUCCGGUGGUAGUCGAGAAAGAGAACAAAAAGAAGAAGAAAAAGAAGAAGAAAGUAGAGAUAGUAGAUACAAUAGAGAAAGAAGAAUUAGAAGAUGAAAUUGAGAAGGAUAAAGAAGUAGGAAAUUCUGAGAAAGUAGAGGUAGAAGAGAAGAAAUUGAGUUCGAAAUUGAGUUUAGAUUUGAAAUUGAAUUACGAUGAUGUACUGAAAGCUUGGUCCGAUCGUGGCUCGCCUUUUUCAGAAGACGGGGUGGAGUUAUCGGAAUCUGAAGCUCUUGCUAGGUUGGCACAGAUAGAUUUAUUUGCUGAAAAUGGAGGACUGAGAGAAGCUAGUGUGUUCCGCUACAGGGAGAAAAGAAGGAGCCGUCUGUUUUCUAAGAAGAUCAGAUACCAAGUUAGAAAAGUCAAUGCAGAUCGACGGCCUAGAAUGAAGGCAAGGAAGGUUUGUGAGAAGGCCAAUAGCAACAAGAGAUGAAGAGAAGCAUAAGAAAUAGCAGUAGAAACAGUAAUUUGAGUAGUCCUUUUUGUUCUCUUCAUCAUCAUUUUGGUUAAUUAAUUAAUUAGAGGUGGUCUCCUUUUUUUGGUUGUUGUUGUAUAAGAAUAAUAAGGUUGCUGAAUUUUGGUCUUGUAGUUUUUGUGUCGAUUCUAUGAGAAAAGAAAUAGAGAGACAGAGAGAGAGAUCAUCACUCACUGAUGAGGAGAAAGAAAGAAUCUAAAUAUGAAUAUUUUGAGGGAAUAAGUAAAAAGCCCACAUUUUUUUGUCUA
This is a messenger RNA of Papaver somniferum (opium poppy), 2453 nucleotides long. RefSeq names its product protein CHLOROPLAST IMPORT APPARATUS 2-like. Gene Ontology annotation, cellular component: nucleus. The coding region runs from base 907 to 2163 and encodes 418 amino acids. The transcript has 3 exons. Gene Ontology annotation, molecular function: protein binding. The record is from RefSeq and is a predicted model, not a curated record. Lineage: Eukaryota; Viridiplantae; Streptophyta; Magnoliopsida; Ranunculales; Papaveraceae. Gene Ontology annotation, biological process: regulation of DNA-templated transcription.